GUAAAUGUCAAAAUGACAUUUUUGAUCAGUUAAAACCUUUCCAACUAUAGUUUUCAAAUUCCUGUAUAAAGAAAGUUCAACAUUCAAUGAAAAGAAUGGCUCAGGAUCCGUCGGCGAUGAGAUCCAGAAGAAGAUGGGAUACAUCUUCGAAUGUGGCUUAUGGUGUACCGGAAGAUACGCAACGGAGAAAUCAAAGAGCAGUACCUAGUUAUGUCGCCCAUACUAUGCCAUCAGGACCUCACUCUCGCUACCGUGAUUAUGUAAGUGUAAAACAAGAUACACCACUUCCAAGAAGAUCAUCAAUGCCACCCGGAGUUGCCACCGGUUACGUUCAACCUGUACCGGAAAUACCCAACUCCGUGGAUGACCCAAGUACCCAUGAAAAUCUCCAACAAGCCGCGUAUUUACCACAGAGAUCAACAUCACCCGAGCCUGUUACUCAAAGAUAUCACAAUCAAUAUCGAACAUCCCCAACGCGUUAUCCCCCUAGAGUCAUGUUCGAACAAAAUCCUCAAACCGGAAGAAACCAUUACGAAACCGGUUAUGGAGUUGAUUAUGAAAAAACGAUGAACGAUCAAAUUAUAGAUCCGAUUCAAAGAUCUAUAAUCAAUGAAGCACAAGAAAUGGUUGAACAAUACGACGAGGAACAAGUAAAUGAAAUUACUCCGGAAGUUGAAACUUACACGGUAACUCCCGCUGAUAGUCAAUCGUCCGUUGAAAGUGGAGAACCAAGUGGUGGUGAAGUGGUUGCUUCAUCAAAUUUAAGUUCGUUAGAACGGGAUUUAGCUAAACGGGAAAAAGAGGAACGAAGGCAAUUGCACAAAGAUUUAAAACGGUGGCAAAAACAACGAAGGAAGAUAUUUUUGAGGCAAUCUGGAGAAUACGUUACACAAGAAACUCAAAAUUACGAACACUGAAUAACCUUUUUCGUUUUUUUAUUAAAGCUAACUACUAUAAUUAAUAGGAAUUUAUUAGACGUUUCAAAUACAUUUAUUUAACGUGAAAAACUUUAGUUUCAUUAUAAUUUAUUCACGUCGUAUUAAU
Messenger RNA from Onthophagus taurus, 1044 nucleotides. RefSeq lists its product as uncharacterized. The record is from RefSeq and is a predicted model, not a curated record. NCBI's taxonomy places the organism in Eukaryota, Metazoa, Arthropoda, Insecta, Coleoptera, Scarabaeidae.